This is a messenger RNA of Procambarus clarkii (red swamp crayfish), 1630 nucleotides long. Its product is annotated as alpha-N-acetylgalactosaminidase. The record is from RefSeq and is a predicted model, not a curated record. Gene Ontology annotation, molecular function: alpha-galactosidase activity. Lineage: Eukaryota; Metazoa; Arthropoda; Malacostraca; Decapoda; Cambaridae. Gene Ontology annotation, cellular component: cytoplasm. Gene Ontology annotation, biological process: oligosaccharide metabolic process; glycoside catabolic process.
CAGUUCUCAGGUGAGCUCACUGCUCACCUCUAUAUAACCUGCAGGUGACACUAGGUGGUCACCAGUGGCUCUCAGGAGUGUCUCAGUGUCUCAGGAUGAAGUCAUUAUUGGUGAUGUUGAUGGUGAUGAGGGCGACGUCGGGGCUGGACAAUGGCCUGGCCCUAACCCCGCCCAUGGGUUGGCUCUCUUGGGAACGGUUCAGGUGUAACGUCGACUGUGAUAAUGACCCAUACAACUGUAUCAGCGAAACGUUGUUCAUGACGAUGGCCGACCUGCUGGUGAGUGAAGGUUUCCGGGACCUGGGCUACGACAUCGUCUGCCUCGACGACUGCUGGCUCGACCACGAGAGGGACGCUGACGGCAAGCUCCAGCCGGACCCCAAGCGAUUCCCUUCCGGCAUCAAGGCCCUGGCUGACUUUAUGCACGAGCGUGGCCUCAGGUUUGGCAUCUACGAGGACUUUGGCACCCACACCUGCGGUGGCUACCCGGGUAUUAUGGGUAACCUGGAGCUGGACGCCAACACCUUCGCCGAGUGGGGCGUCGAUUAUGUCAAGCUGGAUGGAUGCUACGCUGACCCCGUCGACAUGGACGCAGGUUAUCCCGAAUUCGGGAACUUCCUUAACAAGACGGGUCGUCCCAUGGUGUACUCGUGUUCUUGGCCCGAUUACCAAUUGGCUGCUGGCAUGACGCCUAACUGGUCGGCGAUCAUUGACACGUGUAACUUGUGGAGGAACUUCGACGACAUCGAGGACUCGUGGGACUCUGUAACAAGCAUCAUCAACUACUACGGCGACAACCAGGACGACAUCGCCCCCCACGCUGGCCCGGGGCACUGGAACGACCCGGAUAUGCUUAUCAUUGGAGACUUCGCGCUGAACCUCGAAGAGUCGAAGGCACAGAUGGCGCUAUGGGCCAUUCUGGCGUCUCCGCUAAUCAUGUCGGUGGACUUGAGGGCCCUCCAGCCGCAGUACAGGGCCAUCCUCCAGAACCAGGAACUCAUUGCUGUCAACCAGGAUGAACUAGGAAUACAAGGCACCAGAGUUCAGAAGGAGAAUGGCAUUGAGGUGUGGACGCGACCCAUCACCCCUGUGAACGAGAACAACCACUCUUUCGCUGUGGCUGUUCUCAACCAGAACUCUGACGGCACCCCUGCACAGGUAACGUUGAAUGGAACCUCCCUGGGCUUGACCUUCGCCGCGGGCUAUGAGGUCUGGGACCUCUUCACCGAUGUCCAAUAUGGCACCGUACUUCCUGACGACGGACUCACCCUCUCCGUCAACCCCUCCGGCGUCGUCAUCACCAAGUGGAAGGUCGUCACGAAUUAAUAAACCGAUGAUGUAACGAGGAUAUAAACAAUGGCGUAAAGAUUGGAUAAAAAAGUAGCAUCGAGAAUACUGAUGAAACAAUUGACGAGAAUAACGACGAAACAAUUGAUGAGAAUACUGAUGAAACAACAUUAAUAAUACAUAAUACAUUAAUGAAACUACAACAGUAACAACAUGAAUAGUAAAAUAUAUAAAGAAAAUAAUAUUUACAAAAAAAUUACGAAAAUAAUAUUCAUAACACUGUUUCAUUUAAGCUACAUGUCAUGUAUUGGAUUUAGUCUGUUUAAUAAAUAUGAAAAACUUUU